Austrofundulus limnaeus is the source of this 806-nucleotide messenger RNA. RefSeq names its product ATP synthase F(0) complex subunit C2, mitochondrial. The coding region runs from base 129 to 551 and encodes 140 amino acids. Gene Ontology annotation, biological process: proton motive force-driven ATP synthesis; proton transmembrane transport. Gene Ontology annotation, molecular function: proton transmembrane transporter activity. NCBI's taxonomy places the organism in Eukaryota, Metazoa, Chordata, Actinopteri, Cyprinodontiformes, Rivulidae. The record is from RefSeq and is a predicted model, not a curated record. The transcript is spliced from 5 exons.
UACUUUACUUCGGUGAGAGCUAGCCUUCCCCGGCAGAAAAUCUUAUUUGAGCAGAUUAUUGAACACUUCUAUUCGGACCUGAAUAAUCGCUGCUUUGCUUAAUCUGACUUAGACGUCCCGUCAUCGUGAUGUAUGCCUGUGCUAAGUUCGUCUCUACGCCCUCUCUGAUCCGUGCAGGAUCCCGGGCACUGUGCAGACCACUUUCAGCAGCAGUAGUGUCAGACAGGAAAGCGGAGACCGCUUCGCUCCUGGCACCUGUGAGUCUCGCAGCCUCCCAGCAGCAGGUGGCAGUGCGGGGGAUCCAGACCAGCGCUGUGAGCCGCGAUAUUGACACAGCUGCCAAGUUUAUUGGAGCCGGAGCUGCAACUGUAGGUGUGGCGGGAUCUGGAGCUGGGAUUGGAACUGUGUUUGGCAGCCUUAUUAUUGGUUAUGCCAGGAACCCCUCUCUGAAGCAGCAGCUGUUCUCCUACGCCAUCCUGGGCUUUGCUCUGUCUGAAGCUAUGGGUCUCUUCUGCCUGAUGAUUGCAUUCCUUAUUCUMUUUGCAAUGUAAAUCACUUUGGCAUUUAAAAUACACAGAAACAUAAUCAUGUUAACAAGAGAGAGAUGUUGGAAUAAUGGAAAUGAUCUCAGCUCAUUUUGAUGGCUAGUCGUAUCYGUGUUUGUUGAAAGUUUGUUAAUCUGGUGUUGUAAAGAACCCACGCUGAACAAAUCAUUUUAAAUGAAGGUUCUGAGAUAGUGUAUCCAGUCAAAUGUUUUUGUUAGCAAAUAUGAAGCCAAUAUCAYAAAUAAAACAGUAACCUCUUCA